AUGCCCCAGCCCCUCAACCCUAUUGAACGUCUGCUCGAUGCAAACGUCCAGUGGGCACAGGCAGUCUCCAAGACCCAGCCAGAUUUCUUCCGCGAGUCCGCCAAGGGUCAAAGUCCCCAUACACUCUGGAUAGGUUGUGCCGACUCCAGGGUCCCCGACUCGGUCAUCACAGCUGCUAAGCCGGGAGACAUCUUCGUUCAUAGGAAUAUCGCCAAUCAACUCCAUUUAGACGACACCAACGUUCUAUCUGUUCUCAGAUACGCCGUCGACUAUCUCGGUGUUGAACACGUUGUCAUUGUCGGACAUGCAGGAUGCGGAGGUGCCGCAGCUUGUCUCGGGGCCGCUCAAUCUCCUAACUUGUCUCUCGAUGGCCCUAUCACUACGAUCGAUUCGUUACCCGUAGAUUCUUCUUUGAAUCGUUGGCUGGAGCCCUUGACUAGGCUGGCGGCGUCCCUCCAGCUGUCUUCCAUUCCGCAUGAGGAAGCUAUGCCUAUCCUGGUCGAGGAGAAUGUCAAGGCCCAGGUUGCCAAUUUGGCCAAAACCCAUGCUAUCAACGAUGCUUGGACGAAGGGAACCCGUAAAGGCCAGAAUGUCUGGAUCCACGGCUGGGUCUAUGAUUUGAGUACUGGCUUGUUGAAGGACCUUAACAUCUCUCAAGGACCCCCCUCCAAGAAAUAA
Psilocybe cubensis is the source of this 678-nucleotide messenger RNA. RefSeq lists its product as uncharacterized. The coding region runs from base 1 to 678 and encodes 225 amino acids. The record is from RefSeq and is a predicted model, not a curated record. The transcript is spliced from 4 exons. Lineage: Eukaryota; Fungi; Basidiomycota; Agaricomycetes; Agaricales; Agrocybaceae. Gene Ontology annotation, biological process: cellular response to oxidative stress; cellular response to carbon dioxide. Gene Ontology annotation, molecular function: zinc ion binding; carbonate dehydratase activity.